Rattus norvegicus (Norway rat) is the source of this 6096-nucleotide messenger RNA. The record is from RefSeq and is a predicted model, not a curated record. Lineage: Eukaryota; Metazoa; Chordata; Mammalia; Rodentia; Muridae.
AGGUCUCACUGGUUAAAAUCAAGGUUGGUCAGGUGGUUUCCUUCUAGAGGCCCUAGGGGAAAAUCAACCUUGGUGCUUUUGUAGAUAAUUAGAAAACAUUUGAAUUUUCUCAGCUCCUUUACUCCAUCUUCAAAGUCUUCGGUGAUAGGCAGAGUCCUUCCCUAACCUAAUUUAUUGAUUUAGGGAUCAGACAGACAAGGGUGUCUUUGGGGGGAGGUAAAAUAUGCUACCAGUCCUGGAAUACUUAAUUCAGCUUUUUACAGCAUAACAUCUUAGUAUACAUUCUAAUAUACCGGAAAUACUCAGAGACACAGAAAAGUAAUUUAUCUGCAAAGGUCGGUUUCUCUUUUAAGUUGGAUUUUGCUGUUGGUAGAACUGAGCUAAAGCAGGAAUAAUAACCAAACCCUGUUAAUAUUUAGAUUGGCUCUUCCCUCCCCAUACCAGCCAACUAAUUGGUUUAGGUCCCUAAGAAAGAAAAAGGAAAAAAAAAAAAAAGAUGAACUCACACUGCAAGUGUAUUUCUGCCAAAUGUACCAUAACCUGUCCAUUAGUCUUCCUGGUACCUUGGCCAAAGGAAGAUAAAUAAAUAGUGCCUACAACCUGCGAAAGGGCUAAGUCUUUCCCCAUGUCAGUAGUUUUCCUGCUUUGAGAGUACCGGGUUGUAUUUUUUAAAACCUGUCAAAAGAAGCCAAAAGAGCACCAGGAAGCACAUGUGUUUCCUCUGGAUUAUUCCUUUUAUGCUGCUAUGGACUUUCCUUGAAAUAAGAAACCAGGUGCACACAUGCCUUCAGUCCCAGCACUUGGGAGGAAGACAGAGGCAGCGAUCUCGACCUAGGCUUCAAAAGGAUUGGCAACUUCUGCCUUAUUUGAAGGCAGCUGCUGUGGAAAAACCAUCACUGAUGUCACCAUGCCGAGAGCAGUCAUGUGAGGAGACUGGAAGACACCAAGGAUCUUACCAUGUGAAUGAAGCUUUUGGGAGCAUCAAGGGAACUGUAACCACUAACUGAGAUGCUAAAUGCAUGAUCUUCAUCCAGGCUGUGGAGCAGCAGCAGAACUACAGGGUAGAACCAUCGUUGAGUGCCAGUUCACAUAAUCAUAUGUAUAAAAAUGCCUUAAUAAAGAACCAUGGAGAAGUAUGUUAGACUACAGAAGAUUGGAGAAGGUUCAUUUGGAAAAGCUGUUCUUGUUAAAUCUACAGAGGAUGGCAGACAUUAUGUCAUCAAGGAAAUUAACAUCUCAAGAAUGUCCGAUAAAGAAAGAGAAGAAUCAAGGAGAGAGGUCGCAGUGUUGGCAAACAUGAAGCAUCCAAAUAUUGUCCAAUACAAAGAAUCAUUCGAAGAAAAUGGCUCUCUCUACAUAGUAAUGGAUUACUGUGAAGGAGGUGAUCUGUUUAAACGAAUAAAUGCUCAGAAAGGCACUUUGUUUCAAGAAGAUCAGAUUUUGGACUGGUUUGUUCAGAUAUGUUUGGCUUUGAAGCAUGUACACGAUAGAAAAAUUCUUCACCGAGACAUAAAGUCACAGAACAUAUUUCUAACCAAAGAUGGGACAGUGCAGCUUGGAGAUUUUGGAAUUGCUCGAGUUCUCAAUAGUACUGUAGAGCUGGCUCGAACUUGCAUAGGGACUCCAUACUACUUGUCACCUGAAAUCUGUGAAAACAAGCCUUACAACAAUAAAAGUGACAUUUGGGCUUUGGGCUGUGUCCUUUAUGAGUUGUGUACACUUAAACAUGCAUUUGAAGCUGGAAACAUGAAAAACCUGGUACUGAAGAUAAUAUCUGGAUCCUUUCCUCCAGUGUCUCUACAUUAUUCCUAUGAUCUCCGCAGCUUGCUCUCUCAGCUGUUUAAAAGAAAUCCUAGGGAUAGACCAUCAGUCAACUCCAUAUUGGAGAAAGGCUUUAUAGCUAAACGAAUCGAAAAGUUUCUCUCACCUCAGCUUAUUGCAGAAGAAUUUUGUCUGAAAACAGUUUCAAAGUUUGGACCACAGCCUAUCCCAGGUAAAAGACCAGCAUCAGGACAAGGUGUCAGUUCUUUUGUCCCUGCUCAGAAAAUCACAAAGCCUUCUGCUAAAUAUGGAGUGCCUAUAACAUAUAAGAAGUACGGAGAUAAAAAGUUACUUGAAAAAAAACCACCCCCAAAGCAUAAGCAGGCCCAUCAGAUUCCAGUGAAGAAAAUGAAUUCUGGAGAAGAAAGGAAGAAAAUGUCUGAGGAAGCAGCAAAAAAACGAAGGUUGGAAUUUAUUGAGAAAGAAAAGAAGCAAAAGGAUCAGAUCAGGUUCCUGAAGGCUGAGCAGCUGAAGAGGCAAGAGAAGCAGCGGUUGGAGAGGAUAAAUAGGGCCAGGGAACAAGGAUGGAGGAAUGUUUUAAGGGCUGGUGGAAGCGGUGAAGUAAAGGCUUCCUUUUUUGGCAGUGGAGGAGCUGUGUCUCCAUCACCUUGUUCUCCUCGGGGCCAGUAUGAACAUUACCAUGCCAUCUUUGACCAAAUGCAGCAGCUAAGAGCAGAAGAUAAUGAAGCGAGAUGGAAAGGGAGAAUAUAUGGUCGAUGGCUCCCUGAAAGGCAAAAAGGACACCUAGGUGUAGAGAGAGCCAAACAAGUGGAAGAAUUCCUACAGCGUAAACAAGAAGCUAUGCAGAAUAAAGCCCGAGCAGAAGGACAUGUGGGAAUCCUGCAAAACCUGGCAUCUCUAUAUGGAGGCAGGCCCAGCUCUUCAAGAGGAGGGAAGCCCAGGAACAAGGAGGAAGAGGUUUAUCUGGCAAGACUGAGGCAAAUAAGACUACAAAAUUUUAAUGAGCGCCAACAGAUUAAAGCCAAACUUCGUGGUGAGAAUAAAGAAGCUGGUGGUACCAAAGGACAAGACGCAACUGAAGAGGCUGACAUGAGGCUCAAAAAGAUGGAGUCACUUAAGGCCCAAGCAAAUGCACGUGCUGCUGUACUAAAAGAACAGCUAGAGCGAAAAAGAAAGGAAGCUUAUGAAAGAGAAAAGAAAGUGUGGGAAGAACAUUUGGUGGUGAGGGUAAAAAGCUCAGAUGUCCCUCCAUCUAUGGAGCAUCAUGAAGCAGGUGGUUCUCCAUCACAGCAGCAGAUGAAACCUGUUAUUUCUGUGACUUCAGCUUUGAAAGAAGUGGGCCUGGAUGGAAGUUUAACUGAGUCCCAAGAAACUUCAGAAGAAAUGGAAAAGAGUAACAAUGCUAUUUCAAGUAAGCGAGAAAUACUGCGUAGGCUGAAUGAAAAUCUUAAAGCUCAAGAGGAUGAAAAGGAAAAGCAUCAUCACGCUGAUUCUUGUGAGACCGUUGGUCACAGAGAUGAGAGAGAGUAUGAGAAGGAAAAUGCCAUUUCCUCUGAUCGCAAGAAAUGGGAGAUGGGAGGUCAGCUUGUGAUUCCUCUGGAUGAAGUGACACUGGAUGCAUCCUUCUCUGCUUCUGAAAGUGUGUAUGAAUAUGUUAAUGUCAUGACUUGGUUGAUCUCUCACAUAAACUCAGAUCCUGGCCAUCCAAAGGAACCAACGUGUGGAUGGCUAGAAAGAGAACAUACUGUGGGAGAGGUUAUUAAGUUAGAUUCUAGUGGCUCUCCAAGAAAAGUCUGGGGGAAAAGCCCUACAGAUUCUGUGCUGAAGAUACUUGGAGAAGCUGAAUUACAGCUACAGACAGAACUACUAGAAAACACGCCUUUUAAAAGUGAGGUUUGUGUUGAAGAGGAGAACUACAAACCCCUACUCACUGGAGAAGAGAAUCUGCAGUGUAUUUCAAAAGAAGUAAACCCAUCAGCCACUGUUGAUACUGAAACAAACAGUCCAAAGUUUGCUAAGGUGUCUCCAGCAAUGUCCGAAGGAAAUGUGGAAGAACCUGAUGAUUUGGAAACAGAAGUUCUACAAGAGCCAAGUGCCAUACCCUCAGAUGGGAGUUUGCCGCCUGUUGUUAAUGAGGUGUGGACCAGAGCUAAGGCAACUGGGUUGGAGGAUAGCAUUGCUGUGCAGCAGAAUGACGUUUGUGAAGAGCGAAUUCCAGGGACUGUGGACCAGUCCUGUAAGGAUCAUAUAGAACCUGCAGGAAACGAUUCUCCGCAGUCUGGCUGUGAUGAAGAGAAGUCAGUACAGCCAGAAUUGUUUUUCCAGAAAGUGGUUCACUCCAAGGACUUGAACUUAGUUCAGUCAGCUCAUCGUUCCCCAGAAGAAGCAAUUCCAAUUCGAUCUCACUCUGAUUCUCCACCAAAAGCUAAAAGCAAGAAUUCCCUACUGAUUGGACUUUCCACUGGUCUGUUUGAUGCAAACAACCCAAAGAUGCUGAGGACCUGUUCACUUCCAGACCUUUCCAAGCUCUUCAGAACCCUAAUGGAUGUUCCCACUGUGGGAGACGUUCAUCAAGACAGUCUUGAAAUAGAGGAGCUUGAGGAUGAACAUAUUAAAGAAGGGCCCUCGGAUUGCGAGGACAUUGUAUUUGAAGAAACUGACACAGAUUUACAGGAGCUUCAGGCCUCAAUGGAGCAGCUGCUUAGGGAGCAACCCGGUGACGAAUACAGUGAGGAGGAAGAGUCUGUCUUAAAAAGCAGCAAUGUGGAGCGGGCAGCAAGAGGGACAGAUGUCCCAGAUGAGGAGGACAACCCCAGCAGUGAAAGCGCCCUAAACGAGGAAUGGCACUCAGAUAACAGUGAUGCUGAGACUACUAGUGAGUGUGAAUAUGACAGUGUCUUUAACCAUUUAGAGGAACUAAGACUUCACUUGGAACAAGAAAUGGGCUUUGAAAAGUUCUUUGAGGUCUAUGAGAAAGUAAAGGCUAUUCAUGAGGAUGAAGAUGAAAAUAUUGAAAUUUCUUCAACCAUAGUCGAGAACAUCUUGGGCACUGAGCAUCAGCACCUUUAUGCCAAGAUUCUGCAUCUAGUCAUGGCAGACGGAGCCUAUCAGGAAGAUAAUGAUGAAUAAACCUCAGGACAUUCUUUAAUAGUCAACUAUAAGAACACAUUUGAACUUGGCUCAUAAUACAAGCUUCCUGGGAAAUAGACAUUAUUUAUGAAAAAAACAGAUUUAAGACGGGAAUGCUUAUUGCAUGAAAAAAAUUGAGAAGUGUGGUUUUUUUUUCCUCACAUUUUAUCUACUUUAUUUUGUUGAUUGGAUUCUACAGCUGACUCUCAUAGAAUGUAUGUUUCUUUAAAUUACCCCACCAAAGCAUUGACUCAGAACUGGAAAUUUACCAUGCAAUAGGAACUACUUUUGUGGAAGAAUUGCCUAUAUCAAAAAGGCCUGCUUUUGGGUGUUUCAUUUAAAUUUCAGCAUGCCUUUUUUUUUUUUUUUUUUUUUUUUUUUUUUGUCCCUGUCUAGCAUUUUCAUCCUGGCUAGCAUUUCUACAUCAACUCUUGUCAAGGGCUCUGUUCAAAUCUCUACAUUUAGAAGAUGAAAUUCUAGCCUUGAAGUUUGUUUUCUUUAGUUUUUAUCCACCACUGGCCCUCCCUGAGCUAGCCCGGUGGGAACAGGCCAUAGAAGCAAUCCUAAAAAUCACUAAGAUUUGGUAUUGAAGGAUAGCAAGGUUGUAUUCCCUGACACUUCAACGUUCCUUACUUCUUCUGUCUCUAUAGACCAGAAGCGCUGUAUCUAAAAAUCAGGCUGUAAGUUUAAACCUAGCAGAUAGCAUAAAAUUGCCUUUUUAUUUUUUAACUCCUUGCAUACAUGUGCCUCAGUGGUUGCCUGUGUUCAGAAGGAGAGAGGGGCCUUUUUCUUUUGGCACUGUGGCAGUUUAGUAACUGCUAUGGGGAAAUGUUUCCUAUUCUUUUCAGUGUGAGGAUUUAACCAGGUCAGUACAAUGAUGGUCACAUAGUUUCAGUUAUGUGAACCUAUACAUAGAAACAGUUAUAGUUUCCAAAUUUGCCAAGUAUACAUGGUGUCAUUAUCUACAAUCCAGACAUUCCUAAUAAAAUAAAAGCAGAAAUGUGGGCUUCUUGGUACCAAUCAGCCUGAUUGGUGUAACCUGUCAUCUGAAAUGUGGACUCUUACCUUGUAGCACUAUUAGUACUGUAUUGACUUUAUUAUGUAUAUUAUUUCUAACAUCCAAAAGUAAAUAGUUGAUUUUUAUAUUUUUAUUUUGUACUAUUAAAUUUUUAUUAUGUAUCUGAA